This is a messenger RNA of Lucilia sericata (common green bottle fly), 700 nucleotides long. RefSeq names its product leucine-rich repeat-containing protein 58. The coding region runs from base 36 to 605 and encodes 189 amino acids. The record is from RefSeq and is a predicted model, not a curated record. Gene Ontology annotation, molecular function: protein binding. The transcript has 2 exons. Lineage: Eukaryota; Metazoa; Arthropoda; Insecta; Diptera; Calliphoridae.
AUUUCUUUAUUAUCAACAGCCUUCAGGUCUUGUCUAUGGGUGGCAAUUUGAUAACCGAGGUGCCUGAGGCAGUGGGUGUUUUAAGCCAGUUGCAGGCCUUGGUUUUAUGUGAUAAUCUUAUUGAAAAUCUACCCACUAGCAUAGCACGCUUGAAAAAUCUCAAAUCUUUGCUGCUGCACAAAAAUCGCUUGAAACAUUUGCCCAAAGAUAUAGUGGCCCUGAAAAAUUUGGCAGAGCUAAGUCUACGCGAUAAUCCUUUGGUUGUGCGUUUCGUUCAGGAUAUGGCUCUCAAUCCUCCUACACUUAUGGAACUGGCUGCACGCAUUGUUAAGUCGUCGGGCAUUGAAGUGGGUCCCGGUGAUGUGCCCCAGACCACUUUGGAAUAUUUAAGUUGUGCCAAUUGUUGUGUUAAUCCCAACUGCAAAGGUGUUUUCUUCGAUAAUCGUGUAGAACAUAUUAAGUUUGUAGAUUUUUGUGGCAAAUAUCGGGUACCUUUGUUGCAAUAUCUAUGUUCUUCGAAGUGUAUAGAACAUGAGGAACCGCCUAGACCUCACUCCAGCAAUAAUGCCAGUGGUUAUAUGAUGCGUAAGGUGUUAUUGGGUUGAAAGAGUUUGGUCUUUUUAUAACUUUUAUAAUUUUUUUAUACUUUUUUUAUAAAACUAUUAAUAAAUUUAAAGAAAACUGGUGCAAAAGUUUGAAA